Molecule: messenger RNA, 537 nt
Organism: Cladophialophora immunda
Lineage: Eukaryota; Fungi; Ascomycota; Eurotiomycetes; Chaetothyriales; Herpotrichiellaceae
Exons: 1
Coding region: 1-537 (178 amino acids)
Source: RefSeq, a predicted model, not a curated record
AUGGCCGAUAAAAACACUAAUAGAAAGCCUCAGCGCUUCAUUACCGGUCACAACGUUGAUGGCAAGGGUAUUAUCGAAGUUGUUGACGAAGGAUCAUGGCGGAAAAUCGACAACGACAUUGUGAGAUACAACGAAAUGUGGUCGACAAGCACCUUUCCGAUCGAUAUCCAGAACGACGACAAUUUGAAGAAAGAGAAGACUGUCAUGUCUCUGUCUUUACCCAACGGCACAGUAUUGAGGAUGGUCGACCGGUCCCCAGGCUCCUCCUCGGCCAUGCACCGCACCCAGAGCCUUGAUUAUGGUGUGGUCAUCGAAGGCGAGAUGGAGCUGAUCAUGGAUUCUGGGCAGAUUGUCACAUUGAAAAGAGGGGAUGUCUGCAUUCAGCGAGGGACUUUGCAUCAAUGGCGAAACCCUGGAAGUACCUGGAACAGGAUGCUCUUUGUCUUGAUCGAUGCUUUACCGCUGGAGGUGGGUGGGAUAGUUCACAGAGGCGAGACAGGCUACGAGCACGUCAAAGAGAUAGGUUCUCGUCUCUAA